Anneissia japonica is the source of this 3058-nucleotide messenger RNA. RefSeq names its product solute carrier organic anion transporter family member 5A1-like. Lineage: Eukaryota; Metazoa; Echinodermata; Crinoidea; Comatulida; Comatulidae. Gene Ontology annotation, biological process: sodium-independent organic anion transport; transmembrane transport. The record is from RefSeq and is a predicted model, not a curated record. The transcript is spliced from 10 exons. Gene Ontology annotation, molecular function: protein binding. Gene Ontology annotation, cellular component: membrane. The coding region runs from base 242 to 2191 and encodes 649 amino acids.
UCUAUACUAGACCCAGCCCGCUCCUGUUUGCAAUCAUGUACCGGUAUGUAAACAUAAAAAUAGAGCAUAUCAAAUAUAUCAAAGAAUAUAUGUUGACUCAAGAUAAAUUUAUCACGCAUCGUCCAAGGGAGAGCCAUCCCAACCUCUUAUUCAACAAUACCUUCAUUUACCAGAAGUGUGCACUGAGUCAAAAUCGUCAAAAGACAAAUCGAAGAAGACGCAAUCUUGACCACGAUUGAACAUGUACAAAUACGACUCCCUGCCUAAUGUCGACGGUAAUGAACAACGACAAGAAAAACACCACACGAGCAGUCACACUACACGUCCAUAUUCAAGGCGGCUGAACCAUGAUGACAACGACACGAAUUGUUUAAUCCACAGAUGUAAUUGUUUUAAUAAUCCAGUGGCAUUUCUAACUCUCAUAAUACUUUUAUACACCGUACUUGUAGCAGCUGGGGCUUAUCUAGGUGGAAGUAUAAGUACUAUUGAAAAGCAAUUCCAGCUUUCAAGUUCCGAAUCUGGUUUUAUUGCUACCGUAAACGACAUAGUGACACUUUCGCUCGUUAUCUUCAUCACCUAUUACGGCGCAAAAUUUCACCGUCCUAGGAUACUUUGUGUUAGUGGCAUAAUCGUAGGGAUCGGCCACUUUCUUUUUUCAAUACCACAUUUUACUUCAGAACCUAUACUCAAUAACCACUUAGUACUGCAUAAUGACAGUGAUGGUACUAGUUACAUCGAUACCGACAAUGAACUGUGUUUCAGUGACGUGGUUCAGGAUGGGUGUGCACCCGGGGGUUCAAAAGAAGGGCAACAGUUAGGUGUGGCAUGGUUGAUAAUGGGGCAAAUCCUGAUUGGUAUCGGGUCGGCACCAAUGUUCCCAUUGAUUCUUACGUACUUGGAUGACUCAACAGUGGAUUCAACUACCAUGUCGAUUUACAUUGGUAAGCCAUCAUUGUUAUCAAUGGCAGACCCUCAAUUUUUCAAACAGUUUCAGAUAUUAGUAGUAGUAGUAAUAGUACCACCAGUAUUAGUAACAGUUAUUUAUUUUGUGCGAAUUUGUAUUUCUACGAAAGGUCUUAUGAAGGCAAUGAAGAGGAUUAUUACCAACCCGACAAUCGUGUUCUUAAAACUCACAGUCGCCUGUGAUUUGGCUAUCGUUGCUGGAUUUAUGUUCUUCGUCGCCAAAUAUAUCGAGAAACAAUUUGCAGUAUCGGCCGCCACUGCUUCUAUUAUACUUGGUGUGAUAAAUUUACCGGGAAGUGUGUGCGCUAAUAUUGCCAGUAGUUUUUUUGUCAGAAAGUUCAAGUUAACUCCACUUGGGCUUUGUAAAAUGCUUGCAAUAUUGUCUAUAAGUUCACUUCUUUUUGGCAUCCCUUUGCUGUUUAUCGGAUGCUCAAACCCUGCUGUUGCUGGUGUUACUACCUUUUACAAUACUACUUACAAACAAGGCUCCUUACCAAAUGUUAACAACAUCUGUAACUCGAACUGCGCAUGUUCAGAGAAUGUUUAUAACCCUGUGUGUGGCUCGGAUGGAAUAACGUAUACGAGUGCCUGUCAUGCCGGAUGUAUUGACGUUUGGAAUGAAGAAAUGAAGGACGAACUUGGUGACAUUCCGAACAACGAUACGAUUUUCAUCGGGUGCAGUUGCAUAGUCACUGGAGAUGUAUGGGAAACUACAGACGGGUUGAUUGAAGGCGGAAUUGCCACUGAAGGAUCAUGUGACUGGACAUGUGAUAAGAUACUUCCAUUUGUCCUCAUUGUAGCUAUUAUUACCAUUUUCGCUGCUAUGAAAACAAAUCCAAAUCUUAUGCUGUCGUUGAGAUCCGUUGACCCAAAUGAUCGUGCACUUGGGAUAGCGUUUGGUUCUGUUGUCAUUAGGGUACUUGGCUACUUUCCUGCUCCGAUCUAUUUUGGCGCCGUUAUUUCCAGUGCGUGUUUGAUUCGCCAGGAAUCGUGUGGUCGUGAAGGAGCGUGUCUCGUUUACGAUCUUGAGCGAUAUCGCUACUCAUUCAUCGGACUGUUCGUUGGGUUAAAAGUUUUAGUCGUAGUGCUUACUUUCUGUGUAUACGGCAGCAUAAAUCGCGAUCGUUUGAAGAACAAAUCAAAACCAUCAAUGGAGCUUGUGGAAAAUGAUAUUGUGCCACACCAUACGAACGAAGAAGAAAUUUGUCAUACUGUAACAGUUUGCUAACUAAAAAUGUACUUGAUCAUACUUGUCAAUUGGAAAUGGUAUGUGAGGGUUGGGAGGGGGACAUUCAUGAGUACAACGGUUGAUAGUGUAGUUUAUUAAAAGGAAAGUCAAACUAAUAAUCUUAAAAUGCCCUCAUUCAUCUUUUCAGAAUUGCAAAUACCCUAUCGUCGCAGUGGAUGAAAAAUAAAAAUAAAACCAGUUUUAAAUGUUGUGUAAUUAAUAUUCAACCGAUACAAUCAGGUCAUUGACAAUCUGCUUUUUUAAGAAGAUGUUUUUGUUGUUAAAUCUUAGUGGGAAAUAUGACAUACAAACACUUUUGUAAUGCAUGUAUAUUGAAGGCAUACGAUGAAAAUAUUCAUAGGCCUAUAACUGCUUUUCAGGUUAUCACACCUCAAUUACAAAAAACACAAAUGUAAAAUUCCCAAAAACAAUAACUUGAAUAGCCUAUGUUGAAAACACAAAUGUAAAAUUCCCAAAAACAAUAACUUGAAUAGCCUAUGUUGAAAACAUAAAUGUAAAAUUCCCAAAAAUACAAUAGCUUGAAUAACCUAUGUUGAAAUGUAUAUAAUAUAUAAAUAUUGUUGGUCUAAGCCUAUGCAUCAUAUGGCGAACUUUUAUCAAACAUACUGCGUACGUUCAUUAUGAAACUAAAUGUUUUGUAAUGUAAAAAAUGCAGUGGGUAGGUAUUUUUCCUUCAAGAAUCCUACAUAUGAAGUUUCAACUGUAACAUCAAAGUGUAUACUAUGGAACAUUUAAAAAUAUCAUUAUAUUACUAAACUAGAAAUUGCAAAUUGCAAGUGAAGUGCUGCGAAGUACAACUGCAUAAAAUGUUCUUCGAACAAAAUUAUUUAUGCGAGUCAAGCGAAA